UCUGGGGAGACCGGAUAUAGUGAAUGCAGCAUCCGGGGAGAGCGGAUAUAGUGAAUGCAGGGUCCCGGGAGACCGGAUAUAGUGAAUGCAGGGUCCGGGGAGACCGGAUAUAGUGAAUGCGGGGUCCGGGGAGACCAGAUAUAGUGAAUGCGGGGUCUGGGGAGAGCGGAUAUAGUGAAUGCAGGAUCCGGGGAGAGCGGAUAUAGUGAAUGAAGGGUCCGGGGAGAGCGGAUAUAGUGAAUGAAGGGUCCGGGGAGAGCGGAUAUAGUGAAUGCAGGGGUCCGGGGAGACCGGAUAUAGUGAAUGCAGGGUCCGGGGAGACCAGAUAUAGUGAAUGCAGGGUCCGGGGAGACCAGAUAUAGUGAAUGCA
This is a messenger RNA of Staurois parvus, 370 nucleotides long. The record is from the annotation of a GenBank genome assembly. Lineage: Eukaryota; Metazoa; Chordata; Amphibia; Anura; Ranidae.